Bombus terrestris (buff-tailed bumblebee) is the source of this 4117-nucleotide messenger RNA. RefSeq names its product carboxy-terminal domain RNA polymerase II polypeptide A small phosphatase 1 (gene hzg). The coding region runs from base 1760 to 2641 and encodes 293 amino acids. Lineage: Eukaryota; Metazoa; Arthropoda; Insecta; Hymenoptera; Apidae. The record is from RefSeq and is a predicted model, not a curated record. The transcript has 5 exons. Gene Ontology annotation, molecular function: RNA polymerase II CTD heptapeptide repeat phosphatase activity.
AUAGUUCCACUGGAAAUCUAUCCAUCUGAUAUGAAUCAUUACUAACAAAAUCAGUUGAUGGCCACAAAAGGAAUACAGCGAAACCGUGCACCUUGCUUUGCUUUUAUGGCAGUAAUUUUUGAGUUCAAACGGUGCGCAACGGUCGUACAUAUAAUUCGAUUGAAGGUCGCGAGAAGGCGCGACAAUCGCGUGAAGUACAAGAGCCAGCAAAACAUUAACAUCAAAAACCUCUGUAGCGCAGGUUCGCAACGUUGUUUCCGUUGAACGGACGAAAUUGUAGCUACAGUGAGUGUUUGUUGUGUGAGAAAUCUACAUUGUUUAAUGUUGUGUGUGUUAAGUGUAUAACAUGAUUGUUACGAAAUAUUAAUGAAUCCUUAUUGUUACCAACUCAAAUAAUAAACAAAUACAUGAACUAAUUAUAUCAAACAAUAAUAUCGAAAACCAUCGUGGAAAGAUUGAUAUAUGUGAGGUGCGUCGAAGGACAUCAUCAUCGAAUAGAAAAACGCAUUAAAGGAGCAGAACGCAUACGACAAAUGUCGAAUCGUAAUGAACUGCGCAACGACAUAGGUGUGGCGCGUAAAAGAGAGAGCGUACAUGCACGUAUACGUAGACAUACGUGCAAUACGAGCCCCCUUGGAAUGAAUGUAACCAAGAAUUGGAUUAACUUUCCCCAGUUACAUUUACGUUUAAGAAACCGAUCGAUUCUUUCAAUGCAGUAUCAACUAUAAUAAUCCGAUCCUACCAAGUUAAUCGUCUCUGCACUGUACCGCCGAGUUACAUUGGUAUUUAAGAUCAAGAUAAAUCCUGUGCUGAUCUCGGUGAAGUAAAUAUCACUGUUGGUAUUGAAAACACACCGUGUGGGUGCGUGUGCGUGAGCGUACUCGUGCCCGUGCCUGCGCCUAUGCGUCUCCGUUCGCCAAGUUGUGGUGAUCUUCGUAGAGGUGGCGGCGGCGGUGGUGGAGACAGUGAAGGUGGUGGCGGCGGCGGCGGCGGCGACGACGGUAGCAGCGGCAGCAGCGGUGGCGACAGUGAAGGAGACGGUGGAGGUGGUGGUGGUGGCGGCGGCGGCGGCGGCGGCGGCGGCGGUGGUGGCCGCGACAACGUUUGGAGGGAGAGAUUUCGUACGUCGUGACUGAGUGAGUGAGUGAGUUGGUGCGUGUGCGUGCUACCGCGCGUAUACGCUCUCUCUCAUUCUUGGGAUCGUUCGCGUGUGUGUUGUGUAUGUAUGUGUAUAUAUAUAUAUAUAUAUUGUCGCGCGCGCGCAUUAACGGAAUUCACGAUCAGCACGCAGGGACUCUCAACAAAUGUUUAAAUGGACGCAUCGUCCAUUAUCACCCAAGUGUCGCGGGAUGACGAGCUAGGCCAAUUUAAUAAUGGGAAAGAUGCUGGAUGGAAUCUGCACCUGUUACGGGACUGCACCUCGCUCCUCACCUUACCUCACCUAACUUCUCACCUCUCACCCCUCUACUCCUCCCUUCCACUGCUAUUCGCCUAUACUUCACUUCCGACGUCUCUUUUCCUCUCGCCCUCGUUUUUGCCUGGCCUCGCCUCGUUUUGCCUCGCCUCGCCUCUUCACAAAUCGUGUCUCCUAUCCUUCUCCCCCUCUUUUUCUUUCACCUAAGUUUCGCGUGUAACUUAUUGCAUCGUGUCGUACCCAUACCUUGCCGCCGUUUUAAUUCACUUAAUCCGAUUCGUUUACUCGAUGCUCAAAUAUUGCUUGGACGAAGCCAAACAAUGUUUAAAUUAAGAUAAAAUAAAAAUGUUCCUCUCCCAUUUCUUAAAACUGUCAAAAUACAUGCUUAUAGAAAUAUUCUACUACCCUAAAAAUGCUCAGUUACCACAAGAGAAUGAAGUGAACAACACCGGUUCAGCCAGUGGCAAAAAGCCAAGAGGGCGUGGGCUUCUGCGAUCUCUACUUUGUUGCCUCGGUAGAGGACGUGGAAGUAGUUCUAAAAGUUCAAAAACAAGCUCGUUACAAGGCGAUGGACAUGGUUCUCCAUCCCUAAGGACUGGAUCCCCAAGGUUCCUUCUCCCACCUGUCAGACAUCAGGAUAUGCACAAGAAGUGCAUGGUGAUUGAUUUGGAUGAAACACUAGUGCAUAGUUCUUUCAAACCAAUCAACAAUGCCGAUUUUGUUGUUCCUGUAGAGAUUGAUGGGACAGUGCAUCAAGUGUAUGUUUUAAAGAGGCCUUAUGUGGAUGAAUUCUUACAGAGAAUGGGUGAACUAUACGAGUGUGUAUUGUUCACAGCAAGUUUGGCUAAGUAUGCUGAUCCAGUCGCAGAUCUGCUUGACAGAUGGGGAGUGUUUAGAGCAAGACUGUUUAGAGAAUCUUGUGUUUAUCACAGAGGAAAUUAUGUUAAAGAUUUAAAUAAACUAGGGCGGGAUUUACAGCAAAUUAUUAUUGUUGAUAAUAGCCCCGCCAGUUACAUUUUCCAUCCAGAUAAUGCAGUACCAGUGGCAUCAUGGUUUGAUGAUAUGACAGAUUCAGAACUAUUAGAUCUAAUUCCAUUUUUCGAGAAGCUCAGUAAUGUGGAAAAUAUUUAUACAGUCUUGUGCAAUAGUAAUCAUCCUUAUAAUCAAGUACCUCCAGCUGUACAGAAUAGUCCAAGCCCAGGGUCAGGUUCACUUGGUGCUUCCUAGCCCUACCUAAAUUCUGGCCAAGUAGCCAGUAUUAUCAUCGCUCAAUGCACUCUGAGGAGAACUUUGAUUGGAAUAUUCCACAUUGCUUGUUUGUUAUGUAGCAAUGGACAACCAGGUAUGACCCACUAAGUGUUGGGUGUAUAAUGUAAGCAUACCUAUCAAAGAGUCAUCCAAAAGGAGGUGAAAAUUCUAAACCCUCCUGUAUUCAUUUUGACACAACAUGAAUCACAACUGCUUUAUCAUUGGCUUCAGUUCUUUUUCCUAAGAAAUAAUAAUAUGAUAUAACUGCUCACAGUAUAUCAGGUACAAUGAACUGAUCGUAUUUAUCUAAUUAUUAAGGUAUUUGAUGAAAGAUUAAAAAGUAGCUCAAUUGGUCAUAAACAAAUAACUCUUCCAAUCACAUUGACAUGGAAUAGAUUUCGAAUACAACUUAUUGGUUCCAUAAUGAAUUAAUGCGUGUUUCCGUGUUUGAUGUACUUGAGAAAAGGAGCAAAUGAUAACAAUGAAUGUAAAAAGUGAAUAUGCAUUUGAAAUCGAAUAAGUACAUGUACGUGAUUUAAAUUCAUGCAGAGUAUAUAAAAAAUUAUUUGCACGAGAGAAUAAAUCAAAGUGUAGUAUUAAGUAACACUGAGAGAAAAAAAAAUAGAUUACUUAAGAGUCUUUUGAUGGGCCGUUAUAAUUUUUCCCUCUGUAUAUUCCGAUUAUUUACCGUAGUUUUGCAUUGCUUUUAACCAUGUUAUGUGUGAAACUUCAAUGAGCAUUUCUUAUACAAUCAUAAAUAUUGUGCAAAGAAAUAAUUUUUAUACAAAUUUUAUGAGGCUGAUAAUUCCAAAUAGUUACGAAAAAUGAAAUUAAAUCAUGAAAUUUUCUUACUCUUUAUAAUUAGAAUUUGUUAGAAUUCAUUAAAAAUUUGUGUGUUUGAUUUUGCUUGAUCAAACAUAUAUUUUAUAAAUGAGGUUGAGAUAUAAAUCGGAAAUUUGGGGAUAUGAUGCAAAUAUAAAAAAAUUAUGUUUUAAUAAUUAGAUUGAGUGAAAAGUACAGAGAAAGAAAGAAUAUAUGUUGUUUUUAUUAUUUUCAUGCUAUUUUAACUUCAUUCCAAAGAAUAAUUAAAAAAAGACAAUGCAAUGGGAAUUGUAUAAGAUAAAAAAUCAAUAUAUAUUUGGAACAUUAGGUCAAUGCAUAUCAUUCUUUCCCUCCAGGCAGUUAUAUAAAUAAUGGAACAUUAUGUUAAUCAUUACAAUAUCAUUAACAAAUUAAAAUCAUUUAGAUGUAGUCCAUAAAGGAUGAAUAAGCAAACAAAUGUAUAUUUACACAUGUAAAUAUAUUUACUAACAGAUAGUUGUCAAUUUUGUACGCUUAAUUCGUGCAUAAGAAAUGUAUAGCUAGCAUUAUACUUUCAUAUCCAAUCAAACUGUCGUUACUUAUACUUUUUUAUUUUAUUCGUAUCGUUGCUAAUAUAUUUGUCAGUAUAAAUGA